Molecule: messenger RNA, 306 nt
Organism: Penicillium pulvis
Lineage: Eukaryota; Fungi; Ascomycota; Eurotiomycetes; Eurotiales; Aspergillaceae
Exons: 2
Coding region: 1-306 (101 amino acids)
Source: RefSeq, a predicted model, not a curated record
AUGCGUUUUGCUUGGCUACUUGCCUUGCUUGGGCUAACAAGCGCCGCCCUAGCGGCCGCCAUUGCUGAGCCAGAACCAGGGGACCUCCAGGUGGAGGUUGGGGUGGGGGUGGAGGCCGAGGUGGAGGCAGAGGAGGCGGAGGCUGGGGCGGGGGAGGAGGUAGAGGAGGAGGACGAGGAGGCGGAGGCUGGGGUGGUGGAGGUGGCGGCAGAGGAGGAGGCCGUGGAGGAGGCCGUGGAGGAGGCCAUGGAGGAGGCCAUGGAGGAGGAUGGGAGUAGUGACAUAAUUGGAAAAGUGGGUUACUGA